AUGGAAAUAACGGGGCAUACCAUGGUCUGGGGCCAAACCGGAGUUGAAACGUGGCGGAGCUUAACUGUUUAUGUCCUUAAAGUUCAAGUUGAGGGCUUGAACUACCUUGGCUGGGAGCAGAACAGUUGGGAAACCUUUGAGUUUCAGAAUCUCAAUUUCAAAAUUCAAAGAGUUCCCAUUAGUACAUGCUUUCUAGCGAGGCUCAGGAGCAGGGUUGGUGUAUCUGCGGCAAGAACAUGCCCGUUACUGGGAGGAUUAUCGGAUCAAUGGUGGAGAUUUCGUCCUGAAGUGGUCGCACUCGUUCGGAUUCGAGCGGAGCUCGGCGUCAGCGGAGAGGAUGAUGGUGACGGAGCCAGCAACGGCAUCAUCGUGACAUUACCACAGAGGAAGCUUUUGGAGCAAGCGAUAGUCGCCCUUUGA
Molecule: messenger RNA, 420 nt
Organism: Prunus armeniaca (apricot)
Lineage: Eukaryota; Viridiplantae; Streptophyta; Magnoliopsida; Rosales; Rosaceae
Source: the annotation of a GenBank genome assembly